AUGGAGUCGAUAAACCAGUGCCACUGCUGCCUGCAGCGGCCUUCGGCGAAAGAUUUGAUGACACCGUAUACUCAUCUCGGAAUAACGGAAAUAUAUUCGCACAUGAUCGAAGAAUGUUUUGUGAUUAAACUACCAUCAUGUGAUACAGGCAAGAGUGGUAUCUGCACGGUGUGUCUUGCUCGCCUGCGGGAGGCGUGUUUCUUCAAGAUGCAAGUUCAGCACAGCCAGGCUGAAUUGCAGGGCCGGUUACAAUUUUUAGAGGGAAAAUUGACCGUCAAAGAUGAGAAAGCCAUAAAUGAAUCAGAUUUACUAUCUGACGAUGGCGCGUUCAGCAAACCUUUAUUGUCCUUGCCCGGAGAUCAUAAAGUAAACACGGCGCCUCUGUCCCCGCGCGCUAUGCAGAAGCUCUCGCUAGGAUGCUUUGUGAAGCUGGAGCGCCUUCGCGACUCAACGCGCGUGAGCCAGCCGCGCCGCGUGACGUCACACUGCGAGAGCCAGCCGUGCCCCGUGACGUCACACCGCGAGAGCCAGCCGUGCCCCGUGACGUCACACCGCGAGAGCCAGCCGUGCCCCGUGACGUCACACCGUGAGAGCCAGUCGUGCCCCGUGACGUCACACCUUGAGCCAAGCCCCGUGAUAUCAUACUUCGAGUGCACCUCCACCAGUGUGCAGCACAAGCCCGCUCACACACACACACAAGCCUACACACACGACACCCGCCCUGCACACAUAGCAGACGACUCUAGUUUAAUAAAAAAUGAUUAUAAGGAUAACGAUGUGAAGGAUGAGGUACUUGAUGAGUCGUACGUGGAAUCAUCUUUUAAAAAGGAGCCUGAUGACGACUUGGAAGAGGAUCAGGUGCUUGAUACGCCGUCAGCAGCAGUCGAGGUCCCGCCAUGGCCGCUUGCCGCCCGUGUGACCCUGCCCCCGGCUAGCUUCACGAGCCUCGAGCACCGCGACUCACUACCCGCGCAGUCUGCGCCCGUCACCUCACACGAUCACACUCCGUCUGUCGCGCUGCCUGACGCCACACAACACACACACCAUCACACUCCGUCCACGCUGCCUGAAGCCACACAACACACACAUCAGACUCAGUCCACGCUGCCUGACGCCACACAACACACACAUCAGACUCAGUCCACGCUGCCUGACGCCACACAACACUCUCACACACAACUCUACACUCCGUCCACGCUGCCUCACGCCACACAACACACACUUCUUUACACUCUAUCCACGCUGCCUGACGCCUCACAACACACACAUCUCUACACUCCGUCGACGCUGCCUGACGCCACACAACACACACAUCUCUACACUCCGUCCACGCUGCCUGACGCCACACAACACACACAUCUCUACACUCCGUCCACGCUGCCUGACGCCACACACCACACACACCAUCACACUCCGUCCACGCUGCCUGAAGCCACACAACACACACAUCAGACUCAGUCCACGCUGCCUGACGCCACACAACACUCUCACACACAACUCUACACUCCGUCCACGCUGCCUCACGCCACACAACACACACUUCUUUACACUCUGUCCACGCUGCCUGACGCCUCACAACACACACAUCUCUACACUCCGUCCACGCUGCCUGACGCCACACAACACACACAUCUCUACACUCCGUCCACGCUGCCUGACGCCACACAACACACACACCAUCACACUCCGUCCACGCUGCCUGAAGCCACCCAACACACACAUCAGACUCAGUCCACGCUUCCUGACGCCACACAACACUCUCACACACAACUCUACACUCCGUCCACGCUGCCUCACGCCACUCAACACACACUUCUUUACACUCUGUCCACGCUGCCUGACGCCUCACAACACACACAUCUCUACACUCCGUCGACGCUGCCUGACACCACACAACACACACAUCUCUACACUCCGUCCACGCUGCCUGACGCCACACAACACACACACCAUCACACUCCGUCCACACUGCCUGACGCCACACAACACACACAUCACACUCCGUCCACGCUGCCUAAUGCAACACAACACACACAACUCUACACUCCGGCCACACUGCCUGACGCCACACAACACACACACCAUCACACUCCGUCCACGCUGCCUGACGCCACACAACACACACAUCACACUCCGUCCACGCUGCCUGACGCCACACAACACACACAUCUCUACACUCCGUCCACGCUGCCUGACGCCACACAACACACACAUCUCUACACUCCGUCCACGCUGCCUGACGCCGCACAACACACACAUCAUCACACUCCGUCCACGCUGCCUGACGCCACACAACACACACAUCUCUACACUCCGUCCACGCUGCCUGACGCCGCACAACACACUCGCACAGAUAACCAGCAGACACAUACUGACACAAUGUAUCCAUGCAACAUCUGUUCCCAAAACUUCUCGAACAAAACUCUGCUCAAACGGCAUGAAUCCACUCACAAGGAACAAACAUACAUUUGCGAUACCUGUAAUAUGAAGUUCAGAGAAAAAUCAAUUUUGGUGAAACAUAUUUUUAACAAACAUAUUCUGAAGAUAUGUCACGUGUGUAAUGUUUGCAACAAAUCGUUUAAAGAAUGGUCUGGAUUAAGGCAGCAUCGAAAAAUUCACACUGGGAACAAUGACAAACCAUUCGAGUGUGACAUAUGUAAUAAGAAAUAUCCACUUCUUGAAUAUUUAAAGAGACACAUGGUGCUUCACAGUGGUGAUAAAAGAUAUCAGUGCGAAGUAUGUAAAAAACAGUUCAGAUCUACUGCUUCAUUGAGAAUACACCAAAAAACACACACAGGAGAUAAACCAUUUAGCUGUGAUUUAUGCGGCAAACGUUUCAUAACAAAUCAUUCGUUAUCUCUACACAAAAUAACUCACACGAAAGAGAAAUUAUAUAAAUGUGAUGAAUGUAAUGAUUUAUUUAAACACUUUGGCAGUUUGAGAAGACACAAAAAACUUCAUGCUCGAGGUAAUAAAUACAGAUGCGAAGUUUGCCACGAGAUGUUUUUACUAAAACAUCUUUUAGCUAAACAUAAAAAGAAACACAUUGGAGAAAAACCUUACCGUUGUGAAAUAUGUAACAAGGGAUUUGAAAAGAAAGUGUUUUUAAAAACCCAUAAAAUAACGCACACUGGAGAUAAGUCAUAUGCUUGUGAACAGUGUGGUAAGAAUUUUAAACGGAAAGGUAAUAUGGAUCAACAUAAAAAAAGUCACGCGGAGAAAACUCACUGUUGUAAUAGAUGUGGCAAGAAAUUCACACACAAACAUCAGUUGCUUGCUCAUGAAAAAACCCACACUAAAGACAAAGCUUAAGAGGCUUCAUUAAUUUUUGACAAGUUUUGAGUUGAAUCUUAAAUUUGCACUACAGAUGGAGUCAUAAUAAGUGAUAAGAUAAACGGCCAUCGGCAUUUUUUAGUCUUUUAUCUAAAUUCGUAAUGAUAAAAGUAAAUACUUAUUUUUUAAUUAUAUUUUUUAAACAAGGUCUAAAAAAACACUUCA
Messenger RNA from Leguminivora glycinivorella, 3498 nucleotides. RefSeq names its product mucin-6-like. Lineage: Eukaryota; Metazoa; Arthropoda; Insecta; Lepidoptera; Tortricidae. The record is from RefSeq and is a predicted model, not a curated record. Gene Ontology annotation, molecular function: zinc ion binding; RNA polymerase II transcription regulatory region sequence-specific DNA binding; DNA-binding transcription factor activity, RNA polymerase II-specific. Bases 1 to 3312 code for a protein of 1103 amino acids. Gene Ontology annotation, cellular component: nucleus. The transcript is spliced from 6 exons. Gene Ontology annotation, biological process: regulation of transcription by RNA polymerase II.